AUGUCUCAAUUAUCUGAUUUGUCUAAGAUGAAAAAGUUCAAACAUAGUCUUACAACAACUCAUUCUUCAUUUAAAGGACUUCAUACCAAAUGUCAAAUCCCUCAAGCAAAUAUCAAUAACUUUGUUUCUAACCUUCGACGUGUGACACCUGAUCCCACCGACUCAGAUUCAAACAAUACCUCAACAGAUAACAAUACUACUGGAGCGAAUAAUUCAACUGACGAUGUUCCUACUACGCCCACCGCCAAACAUCUAGCCAAGAAUCUUACUUCAGUUACCAAUACCACAAAGGCUGCAAAAGCUCCUCAUAAUAUUAGUGCAGUGACUUUGACAUUGCCCAGUAAGUCUUGUCAAACUGCAAGCACGAAUGCUAAACGUCCCACAACCUCUCCAAUCUCAUCUAUCACAACUCCUGAAGCACAAGCUCCAGCUUUGAAUGUUGAUCCAGAUGCUGGUCAAGAAGCAUCUCGUACAAUGUCACCCACAACUCUUUAUGCAAUCAGUGGUGGAGCUACAAUCUGUGUUGCAGUUUUAUUUUUUGGGAUUUGGAAAUGUUGUAAUAGAAAAAGAACCUGUGAAGGAAAACAUAAAUUGAUUUGGGGAGUAGAUGAAUAUCGAACUUCAUUUUAUGAUUCCAAAUCCGAAAAACCUAAACUGAAUGAUACCAAAUUAUUAAAUAAGAUUAAUGGAAAUCAAAUUGGAGAUGAAUUGAUUCAAGAAAAAUCUUCUUUAUCUAAAUCAAUUGGUCGUACUAAUCAAAAUCGAAAUUCGAAAAAUCGUGAAUCUAAAUUAUGGGGUAGUGCUGAAGAUUUAGGUGAUACAACUUAUCAUAUUCCAUUACCUUAUAAUACAUCCAUCAAUAAACAAAGAAAUGAAACCAAAUCACUUUAUGAAGAUUUAGAUUUCGGUCCAGCCGUGAUGUUAAGCCAAUCUGAACUAUCUUCAAUCCCUUCAAUCCCUGAAAACGUUCAUCAUUCAAAAGAUUCUCAAUUGGGUCUUGAUUCUGAUUACAAUAAUAGUAGUGUCAAUGGUUUAGUUUAUAAUGGUUGGGAAAGAGCUCAUCAAGUCUCAUCUGAUGAAAUUUCUAAUGAAGUCUUACCAAACCAUCUAUCGAUUAAGAAAACCGAAUUAAUCAAAUCUAAAUCCACUUCUGAUCGUCGUCAUAAACCUAGACCAAUGAAACCUAACUUUCCUACUUCUUCUUCUAUGAAUUGGUUAAGUGAAAUCGGUGAUCGGGAAUCCGAUCAUCAAAAGGAGAUGGAAAGACUUGAUCCUAUGCCAGCAGACUCACAUGUACUUUGUGAUUUCUCAUCGGACUUCCCUAGCAUGCCUUCUGCAAUUCCUUACCAUCCCACCAUCCAGCUAGCUAUCCCUACGCCUGCUAUGCUUCCAGGAUCAAAUUCGAUUUCUAGGAGCCUUUUGCCUCAUCCUAAUGGUCUUCUUCCUGGUCAUUAUGCCUCAAACUCGAACCGACCAUUGAUGAGUCCAUUAGAAGCUUCUAAGGAAUUAGAAGAUAUGCUUCAUUGUCUUGAUAAAGCUUUAUCACCACAACCUUCUCCAGCUGAAAGUGCACGUCAUUUACAAGACCGAUUUUCAAAUUCAGGUUCAACGAUUUAUAACCCGGUGACACCAUUCUAUGUGAUUCAAUCUAUUCCAUCAUCAGAUACACCUAGAAUCAUAGGAGACGCAUCAGCCACCCUUACAAACCCUCCGACUUGUGGGGUAAGUUAUUAUUCCGAAAUGUGUGAUAUCUCGAAUUAUACUGGACAAAUUGGUCAACCUGAAGGAGUUCAACCAGGUCAAUUUGCUAGAUACUCUCAACUUUAUCCUAACCUUCAAGAUCUAAAUUCAAUUCAAAAUCAAGAAAGCCAAACUGAAAUCUUAAAUGUUUUACCUAUCAUUAAUCCUAUAUCUAAAUUUGAUUUACCUGAGUUACAAUCUAUUCAAACUUCACCUGAAUCCAACCCAUUUCAAUCUCAACAUAUUAAUCAUCCUAUUGAAGAUGCUUAUUGUGGAAUCAGUACUUAUGAUCAACAACCACAACAACCAGUAGUAGUAGCAGCCAAAGAAGGUCUUUCUUCUCAUCACGAUGGGUUUAUUCCACUUGGUCAAAUGAAUUUCAAAAGACAAGAUCAACCCGAUUAUAGAAGUCCAACUUUUAGUGUCUAUGGGAUGUAUAACAAAUAA
Molecule: messenger RNA, 2187 nt
Organism: Melampsora larici-populina 98AG31
Lineage: Eukaryota; Fungi; Basidiomycota; Pucciniomycetes; Pucciniales; Melampsoraceae
Exons: 6
Coding region: 1-2187 (728 amino acids)
Source: RefSeq, a predicted model, not a curated record